This is a messenger RNA of Angiostrongylus costaricensis, 309 nucleotides long. Lineage: Eukaryota; Metazoa; Nematoda; Chromadorea; Rhabditida; Metastrongylidae. The record is from the annotation of a GenBank genome assembly.
UUUCCAGCUGAUGGUCUCAGUGGAAUGCAUUUUCAUCGUUUCUCUCAUUUGUCUGGUUUUCGUGUCUUCGAAGAGGAAGGCGUAUGGUCUACAAGACUAUUUCCAGUUUUUCCCACCUUACCGUUACCAAAUCGACAUACACUUCUAACAGGUGUGCUACCUCGUGAGCAUGGAAUCAUAGGCGAUAUCAUCUUUAACUGGACGACUGAGCAAAAGUUCCUGAAUUUCACGAUCAAAUCAGAUUUUAACCAAAGGUAUGUCCACUCGUUUGAUUCGCCUUUACGUUGGUUUUCAAUCCCCAAAAACUAG